AUGUCUCGGAAACGUCCCAUCGCUAGCGCUAAGCGCACACGCACUGCGCGGACCUUUGAUGAGGUACCGAAGAAAUCAAAGGUGGUGCUGCUGUCUUGUGGGUCUUUCAACCCAGUGACAAAUAUGCACCUGCGCAUGUUUGAACUGGCAAGAGAUCACCUGGAGGACACGGGACGGUAUGAAGUGGUGAAGGGGAUCCUGUCACCAGUGGGCGAUGGCUACAUGAAGAAAGGCCUGAUCGAGGCCAGCCAUCGGGUGGAAAUGGCCAAGCUGGCGGUAGAGAGCUCCAGCUGGAUUGAGGUGGACAGCUGGGAGAGCAGGCAGGCCGACUGGCAAGAGACAGUCAAAGUGCUACGGUGA
Molecule: messenger RNA, 360 nt
Organism: Brienomyrus brachyistius
Lineage: Eukaryota; Metazoa; Chordata; Actinopteri; Osteoglossiformes; Mormyridae
Product: nicotinamide/nicotinic acid mononucleotide adenylyltransferase 1-like
Exons: 3
Coding region: 1-360 (119 amino acids)
Biological process (GO): NAD+ biosynthetic process
Molecular function (GO): nicotinamide-nucleotide adenylyltransferase activity; nicotinate-nucleotide adenylyltransferase activity
Source: RefSeq, a predicted model, not a curated record